GCCUAAUCCGAUAACAAGAUAAACAUCAUUGGGUCACGACCAGAUGAAGCUGCUCUUGAAGAUCGCUAGCAUUUCUAUCUUCGCCUAGCUGCAGCUGCUAGAAAGAUUUUAGAAGUAUAAGUGAACAUUCUCCUCACGUAUGCUCCUUACAUUCGUAUAAUUCGUUUUGUUCGAUAUUCUCAGUCGAAAUCCCCUCCCUCUUAUGUGUGGUCGUCCCUGGCUAAGGCUAAGUACCCGAAUCGUCCGAAAAAAAGAAGGCACCAGCGAGAAGGAGCAACAUAGUGGAUGACUAGACCUCCUAGUCGUGUCUCCAACUUUUAGGUCGUGGUCGUGGAGCACGUACAACUACAACGAACGCCUUGAUGAAGAUAACACCGAGUCUUGGUCCACCUCCACGGAAGAUGUCACACCCACGACCAGACAAAGAAGUACCACCCGCCGCCGCGCAGCAGGGAACAAGCAGCCUUCUUGGAAAUGGCUCCUUUGAUGGUGGUGGUCCCGUCCAACCGGCACGCACGAAAAAUUGCAAGACGAAGACCCAGAAGAUUGAACCGCGGGGGGGAAAUGGUACUUUUGGGACUUCUAGCAGUAGUACAACCAGUUCGACGAUGUCACAAACAUCGUCCUACACACUUCUGGAGCUUUUCUGCGGCGUGGGCGGAAUGCGGUACGGUUUGCAGUAUGCGGGCGUCGAGAUUGACGCGGCAAAUUCUCUCGCGGCCGAUAUCAACGAACACGCUCUGGAAGUGUACAGACACAACUUCCUUCGCAGCGAGGAAGAGGAGGAGGAGGAGCUCCUUGCUUGCAAAGACGAUGGUCUUCACAACUGUAGUGAAGAAGGAGCCCGACCUGCUAGUACAGGAACGACCCCUGAAGUACAAAAUGACCCAGGAACUCAGGACUACGACUCAGGAGCGACGAGGAAAAAAGCGAACAAGAUAAAGAAGUCGACAAACAAGAAGAAGAACCAGAGGAACCAACUAAAAAUAACUGUCGCCAGCGUCGAUCUGGCCACGGCAAAGCCGGAGUUUUUUACCCGACAGGUGGUCUGCAACUUCGCAGGGGUGGAAGAAGGUGGGAACGUCGAUAAAGAUGAUCAUGGUGUUGUGCUACCCCGUUGUCUACGUGGUGUUGACAAAAUCGACCCAGAAGGACCAAGACCACCUGGAAGGAGCAAGAGAGGCGGUGUUGAGAGGACCAGUACUAGCAGUAGUCAACAUCUGCAGCCGGCGCAACAAGUCGCAUCGCAGCGCUGUCGGUACGAGAUCUGGACGAUGUCCCCGCCCUGUCAGCCGUUUACAAGACAGGGAAACCAGGAGCACGGAGCGGACGACCGGUGUGGCGCGCUGAAGAACAUCGUGUCGGUGCUUCGCUUCCUGCCCGACCACCUGUUGCCCAGGUUUCUGCUGCUGGAGAACGUCGUUGGAUUCGAGAAGAGCCGCAUUUGUCAGGAGUUGGUGGAUAUGCUCGGUGAAAGCAUCGUAUUGUGCUGCAUCGUAAGUACUUAAUUAUCCUAGUGUAUGAUGAUCGCAGUACUGCAUGACAGCUUGAUGUUACCUGAAACAGCAUAUACAAAAAAUUCAUUGCAUUUUAUUUUCCAUCUUCUAUCUGCAAAUGAAACUUGUUUUUCAUGCAUAUUUGUACUAGAUAGUACGAUGCUUUUGCAAUGCAUAGUGGAGGUGCUGAUAUCCAGAAGGUUUCAAGUUUGUUGUUAUUUCCUCUCACCGGACGAGUUUGGGUUUCCGAACUCGAGACAGCGAUUCUUCUUGGUGGCCGAGCGAAAAGGAACUUCUCCGGUGCAACAGGAAGAUGCUCUUCCUGAUAAUGCCACACCUAUUUUCAGUGGUGGAAAAAGUUGUCCUCGCGAAGGGUGGUCUACUGCUGCUGUACACGUCGACGAGUGCUGGUCGCAGGCGCGAAUGAAUGUAGUUGCCCGUGAAGAUGAAGCUGAAGCAGCAGUGGCACUACAACAGAGCUGCAAGCAUGAUGACACUUCAAUGCCAGUGGUCAACAUGUCCCUAUGCAGCUCCGCGGAAGAAGCUUUGAAAAUCCGGUCUUCGGUCGAUCUGUUCCGGCGUUUGGACCACCUCCACCGCAAGGAUCUUGUUGUUGCUGCGGAGAGCCAGGGCGAAGGGACGGAGCAGGAGGAAAAAAUGAAUGACCAAAACGCAAGUUUGAUGUUGGUUCACGAACAAAACCAAAACCUGGGGAACGAACAAGAACAACUGGGAAAAUCAACAUCUUCACGUUCAGAAUUAGACGGAGUUCUUGUUGUAGAUCGCGACGAGGAUCAGGAAGAUGCUGUUGUCGACAAUUAUGCGUGUGCGCAGCGGCAGCGCAAGAAGAGCAUAAUGGGACCACGACGAGGACGAGAUCAUGCUCUACUUUGCGAAGGAGCUUUACAACGAGAACGACAACAAGGGGGCGAGGAGGAUACCUCCACUGCCUGCUCGUCAGCACGGCUAUCUGCAUCGCCGCGAGCAGGUCCAGAACAGACGAGCUGCCCUGAGCACGAAGAGCAGCAGGAUAGAAGAAAGGAGAGAGAAGAUGAAAGCAUGAAAAAAGACAAAAUCGUCCACUCAAGAAACAGAACUUCGUCAAGAACGGGUUUUCAUUCACCUCCACGGGAAGAUGGACAAGACGGCUCGACAUCAAAGGCGGUGGAUUUAUUCGACGAGGGACAACAGCUCGGGGAAGCGGAAGCCUCCGAAAGAACGAAAGUGGCAACCGGAGAAAAUGGUAGACCGCAAGUACAAGUAGAACGUGGAGCAGGUCAUGGUCAUCAUAUCGAGGUUUUCGACCUCGACUUCUCCCGGCCGGAAACCCAUUGCCCGCACGGGGUGGAGCUCCUGAAGAAGGCUCGGUCGUGUGAACGAGACUAUCAUAGCGAUCAGCAGCCGCCCUCGCCCGGCUCCGUAGAUGGUGCUGGAGCAGCUCCUGCUGGCUUCCGGCACAUAACAUGGCCUGCAUCUCCCAGCUCUACAAAUAUGAAUUGUGCCUCGACCACGUCCACCCGGGACGUUGGGGCUUCUUCAUCUUCGCGUAUGAUCCAAAUGAGAAGCAUUGCGGAUUUUUUGCUAGACAAGAAUUAUACCGGGAAAAGUAAAUCUAAAUCCUCUUCGGUUCUUGUCGAAGAUUUUUUAUCCGACCUGUAUCUGUCCGACAAGACACUGAUGAAGCGGGCUGCCUGGAUAUCCUGAGGAAAAACGUGCCCACCCCAGAGUCAAAAUGCGGAAUCUGCUAGACAAAUCCGCCAGCUUUGGUUGUUGCUUGCGCAUGACAAGCUUGGCCUCGUAGUGUGGUCCGGUUCAGCUCGUUUAGCACCAGCACAAAUCUAGCUGAUUUGCGCACUGCAAAUUCCAAAACACGACUAAAAAGCGCGCUUCAUGGUGGGGCUCCGCAUGAGAAACAUUUUGACUUUGAGCAUGCAGAUUUGCAUGAAAAAUUCGGGGCGGACACGUUUUUACAUACGAUACUGGACCCUGGACGUCGUGUACCCGAGUUGUCAGCACUCCAUGUGCGUCACCAAGGCCUAUGGAAGGUAUUUUACCGGCACCGGGAGUGUACUGUAUUGCGGACAACAACCGGAGCCGCCAAUUGGUUGUGGUGGUGCCGCAAGAUCUUGUGAUGAGGGAGCAGGAGGAGCAGGAGCAGGAGCUGCAUCAUCAUCAUCAUCAACAUUCCCGCAACGUCGAGCCGACAACUGUCUUCAUGACCGGCGCUUUUGUGAUGUUACUACUGUUGAUGUUGGAAAUGAAAGCCGCAGUCCUCAGGCGAAUGAAAAUGAAAGCAACCGCGACCUCACGCACCAGAAUAUGGAGGACCUCGACGUACGCGAGGACACGAGAAUCACGACCGAGCCAAAUAACACCGGGGCAAUAAUGGCGUCGGAUGUUGCAUUAGUUGCGGUGUCCUCAGCCCCAGCAUCCCAGAAGUCAUCUACGAGAAGUACUGGCACAGCACUUGUUGAGAAUGCCACGACCCCGGCCGCGAUCUGCAGUCCGCAGGCAAAGGAGAUGCUUUCGAAAUUUGGCAACCAGCGACUCCGGUACUUUCACCCGUUGGAGGUGUUCAAGCUGAUGGGAUUUCCUUGCGGACAGACUCAACACGAACUAGAAGUAGAAGGACACAACAUGCAGCUGGGACUACAAAGACAAAAUAGAAGCAAGAAAAGCUCUUCUUUUCAGGACAUGAAAAACAAAAAGGAAAGAACGCACCGCUCCAAGAACUACCACGUGUUUUCCUUGCCGCAAGCCAUCUCCAAUAGGCAAGCUUGGGGCCUGGCUGGCAACAGCCUGAAUCCCCGGGUGGUGGGGUACUUGGUGGAGGCACAUUUCGAUUUUUUUUGACUAAUGUUUCAAACUAUCAAACGUGGGUGCUUCAUCAUCAAAAAUCUAAACUGGAAAGAGCUAGAUGCGAAAAUAACAUACCAAAACAGUCUGAAC
This is a messenger RNA of Amoebophrya sp. A120, 4445 nucleotides long. The record is from the annotation of a GenBank genome assembly. Lineage: Eukaryota; Dinophyceae; Syndiniales; Amoebophryaceae.